Pristis pectinata (smalltooth sawfish) is the source of this 2947-nucleotide messenger RNA. RefSeq lists its product as uncharacterized. Gene Ontology annotation, molecular function: ubiquitin protein ligase activity. The transcript has 11 exons. Gene Ontology annotation, biological process: ubiquitin-dependent protein catabolic process; positive regulation of DNA-templated transcription; protein ubiquitination. Lineage: Eukaryota; Metazoa; Chordata; Chondrichthyes; Rhinopristiformes; Pristidae. The record is from RefSeq and is a predicted model, not a curated record. The coding region runs from base 366 to 1985 and encodes 539 amino acids. Gene Ontology annotation, cellular component: nucleoplasm; cytoplasm.
GGACAGGCCGGCGGGGUGUCAGUCAGUGGGUGCGCAUGCGUGGGUGUCUGAGCGGGUAGUCCGGCCGCGGUUCCCUGAGCGCCGCCGGGUGAGUGGGUGCGGGGGGCCGCGCCAGCGGGGCUGAAUGGUCGGCCGUGCUGGUUCAUUGCGGUGUCGACACUACGCUGAAGCGAGCCGUGGGCACUGGGUCCUGGAGCGGGGAUCCCCACUGGCUUCAGGCGCCUUGUGGUGCGGGGGUCACCCUGGGAUCGUGAGGAUUUCAUUGGAAUCGGGCUUGCCAUAAACUGCAGAUAACUUGCUUUUUGUGACUCCCAUUCCAAUUAACGGGACGGAUAUAAGUUUUUAAACUGUUAAAUCAAUUCAUCAUGGAUCAGACAUUGGAUGGACUGGAAGGAAAUGAAUCUUGUGAAGAAGUAACGUAUCUUGGCUCUGAUCCCCUAAAUAAUGGAUGUUUGUUUGAGGUGGAUUCUGAUAUAUCAGACUUAGAAAUUCCUGAGACACCCAGCCCCACUUUUUCCAAGCAAAACAGUAAGCCUUAUCAAGCAGCAGCUACAAUCCAGGAUAGGAACAUUGCUAAUGAUGGGAGAAAGCCCAGAUCUGCUACUAAGAACACUACCCAUCCACCAAAGAAGUGCCUUGUUAUGACUACUGCAACUCGGACUCCUCAAAAGUGUACCAAGCAAUUAUUUGUGGAAGGCAAAGCCUCUUCCUAUUUGCAGCAGAAGAUUCUUGUGUGUUCAAAACAAAAACACAAUACAUCUUCUCUAAGUCCAGUAUUCAGUAAAAAGUCUACAAACUCAAACACUGCUUCCACUUGUAAAAAAACAAGUUAUAACAAAUUCUUGAAAGUACCAUUGAAAAAAUAUCCUGCUGAAAAGUCAAAGCUAUCACCCAAAUCAAGAGAUUCCAGUGUCUCUCCUGUUCAAACAAACUUGGUUAACAGAGAUUGUCAUUCUCCAACUGCUUCUCAUUCUUCGCAUUCCCCAGCAAUGAAAAAAGCCAAGUCAUCAAGCUCUGAAAGUUUGCCAACUGCCAGUAGCUCAAGUUCAAGUCGUCUUCCAGUACACAAGAUCAGCAACACGCCCUUGAAGGAAAAUGAGUGUGUACAUUCAGUGAGAAAUUCCUUGGGCUUUGUAAAAUCACCCAUGUACACUUCAAUGUCCUCUGCUUUGAAGCCAGCAGGAUCUUCGAGUUCUGCAACAUUAACAAAUGGUAUAAGUGACUGGAUUGAUCUCCUGGAUGAGAGCAGUGAAAUAGUGGCAUCCUCUGAUCAGUGGGAUUGGGAUUCUCCAAUUGUAGUAGAUGAUGACUCAACCGAUAACUAUGUUCGUUUUGCUCAACUGGAAGAGGAUGAAGCUUUUGCCAGACACCUACAGGCACAGUUUGAUUUGGAAGCUCAGUCUCAUGAACAUAGAAGUCCCUUCCAUGCAACAAGGGAAAACUCCUUCCCUGAGUUUUGUGGGUUGCCUGGUUGUGGAGAGUAUGAUUUAUUGGUUACUUCAGACAUUGGGUACUGUGGAAAGCCUGGGUGCAGGGAGAGUCAGCACAGAAAUGGCAUGUUGGCUUCAGAAGUAAUUGAUCCUGUUCUACAUGAUCUGCAGAGAUUUUUUGAUGACGCAACUGGCAGAAGUAGAAGAACCAGAAGGCACAGCAGACAUCAAACUACCUCAAUAUACUUAAAUGAUGCAAAUGAUGGCAAUGAUUAUGAGGAUUUGCUAGCUUUUGAAGAAAGUCAGGGUUCGGCUGUUGCACAGAAGAAACUCAGUAGUACUGAGAUUAAUAGAUUGCCUAUCACGUUUUUUGACCCAAAACAUGCUGCAGAAAAGACACAGUGUCAUAUUUGCUUCAAUGACUAUUCUUUGGGAGAAAAGUUAAGGAUCUUGCCCUGUCUUCAUGACUAUCAUAGUCAGUGCAUUGACCGCUGGUUAAAGGGACAUUUAAGUUGCCCAAUCUGCAGAGUUGAUGUAAAGUUGGAAUCUGCAUGAUGUGUAUAAGACGACCAUCAAGUGCAAUAAUUUCCAUUGACUUCAAACUAAGGUGCAUUCAGCAACUUUGCCAUGGAUGGAAAUGUUUACAUUAUGGACUCAGGACUUCACAAUCUCCAUUUUAUUUCCACUUUCCAAAGCAAAAACCAAAAUGAAAUACUUAACUACCUUAGAUUUUUUACUUGUAUGAAAACAGAUUCAUUUUUAUACUGUUUGAACACUUUCAGCCAUAACUUCACACCGAAUUUUCAUGAUUAUUAAAGCUUGUUGUGGAUGUUGGCUUAGUUCAGAUGCAUCACUCCAAGCUGGAAGAUGAGUGUUUGAAUAAGCCUAAGUAUUGGAAUGCUGUUGACAGUUUCAAGUUGUAAUGAGAACUUUGGAGAAUUUCUCAUCUUGGCUGUUAAUGAGCUUGUGUAAAAGUAGUAUUUAAAUUUUCCUAGUUUAAUUUACUGAUGCUGAGUGCAAGUGUACACCCUUGGAGGGAUGGUUGUGUAGUCUAGUGAGCUGUCUUGGUUUUUCUGUACAAUUGACAAUGCCAUUUACUUUAUCUAGGAGAAACAUGUGAGAACUUUAAAAAUUGCUCCCUCAAACUUUUUUGUACUUAUUUUAAAUGUACCACAGAUCAGUCAUGAUUGAAUCACUUGAGAUGUACAUGGCUAUUUAUCACUGAUGCUGAGUGCAAGUGUACACCCUUGGAGGGAUGGUUGUGUAGUCUAGUGAGCUGCCUUGGUUUUUCUGUACAAUUGACAAUGCCAUUUACUUUAUCUAGGAGAAACGUGAGAACUUUAAAAAUUGCUCCCUCAAACUUUUUUGUACUUAUUUUAAAUGUACCACAGAUCAGUCAUGAUUGAAUCACUUGAGAUGUACAUGGCUAUUUAUCACUGUUUUAAUUUAAUGUACAAGUCAGAACUUGAACAUAAUGUACUGAACAUUGUUGAUUUUCCAAUUAAAGUGUAUGUCUU